Messenger RNA from Xyrichtys novacula (pearly razorfish), 4377 nucleotides. The record is from the annotation of a GenBank genome assembly. NCBI's taxonomy places the organism in Eukaryota, Metazoa, Chordata, Actinopteri, Labriformes, Labridae.
AUGAAACAUAGAAAAUACAUACUAGACACUGUAAUGCUUUGGAGGCGUAUUUUAUUGACAGGCAGAAAAAAAAGUGCUUUGGUUUUCUAAAUUAAUGAGAAUUUAAUUAAGAACAAUAAAAACACUUUGUUCAUUUUUUGUUUUAUUUUUUGUGCCCAGUUUUUCAGAUUUUUAACAAGAUAAGUAUCUCACAAUACAAGAUAACUAGAUGUUGAAUUAACGUGGCAGUCAUCUCAGAAUAGUGACAUAAUUUUUUUGUAAGUAUAAAAAAAAUCUGCCCCUUUGUUUCUGAAUCAUCCAAUCAAUUAUCUUAGAAUUAGGAGAAAAAAUGUUUCUCUAAAUUAACAUGAUAAUUAUUAAAAACAAAUUAAAUUUUAUAUACAUUAUAAAAAUUUUCAACGAAUAUCAGGUUAUUCUUUGAUAAACAUCCUAUUGGAAAACAUCUGAAGCUCCUCUGCACUCCAGCGCCCUCCUGUGGUUGUGUUCUUUAGUAUCGUGAAUGCUUCUGCGCAUGUGCAGUCCCCGGCUUCAUAUCCAGCUGACCGUGCAGCAGAAUUUAAACAGACACCUGUCUUUUCGGUGAGUUUGAAUGAGAUUAUCGUGAUUUUUCGGUUGAAUUGCUCACGCGGAAUUCACUUACUAUCCCCUUUUCACGCGGUGUCACGGUUUAUGCGUGUAAUUAAACACGGUUUCCGGGUAUUUGACGUUUAUUUAACGACGUCCCUCGUGCUAAUUGUGUACUGUAUAGUAGCCGUACUGUACUUAAAGGCAAAGUUUGCUUAAGGAGUGUUUUAUUGACUGUUGUAAAAGAAUAUCUAAGUCCAACUAAGUGUUGUAUAUCUGGCCUGAAGGUCAUGGUGAUAAUUCUGCAUCUUUAUUACCAAUCAAAUAGGGGAGAGUGGGGUCAGUUGAGCCAAAGGGUAAGUUGAGCCACCCCCUGUUGCUUGGAAAUGGUCGAAGAAAUUAAUAUAUUAAUAUAUAGAAAAUAAUACCGAAAUAUGAAAAAUGGCUCAUCUUACCCCACUCUCCCCGACUAUGUGGAGCAGCAACAGGGUGAGUUUAUGAGUCUUAAAUGCUUUUAACAGCACAGGCAGUUAGGGGACAACACAGGAGAAGAGGUUAUGUUAUCCAAAUAAUAAGAUCUACAGUAUAUUAAUAGAAGUUUGAGAUAGUCCGGAGCUACAUGUACUUGUACCUACAUGUAGGCCACCGUAGCUUUGCCAAUGGGAGCAUUCCAGUGUAGAACCAGACUGGCAAACAUUGAAAAAUCUCCCUUUUUUCAUACUGCACCUUUAACAGUCAUCAACGCCUAGCCUCAUUUUCAUUUUCAUACUUCGUUCCAUUCAGUUAUUAUUUAAAACAUGUGAAUGAAAAGGAGCAAAAAGAAGAAAACUCUUACAGAGUCUGCCCCUCAUUCAUAAUAUACAAAUCAACUAAACACAUUAUAAAAAUAAACAAGAGCUGCAGGCCAACAUGCCUUUUUACAGUUCAGUAUUUCUUAUUUUCAAUUUAAAAAAAAACACAAAAUGAACAGAGAAGACCGUGUUAAUUCACAUUUUUUCACAAAACAAACAUACCAAGACUUAGAUUAGCAUAUCAAUCAAUCAAUCAGUCUUUACAGCCAAAUACCCAAAUCUACCCCAGCCUAACCCCUCAUUCCCAACCCACGAUCUAAAUGCAUCAGAAACAGUAUUAAAAUGCAUCAACUUAAAAAGGGCUUGAUUUCAUGGAAACAGGUAUGUGCGCACUGAGGAAACGUCAUUUUAAAACUCAAGGUAAGGAAACACUGGAGGUUUAGGUUAAAAUCUAAAAACAAAGUCGCAUAGAAUGAAAUUUGAGAAAUAAAUAAAAUGAGAUAAAAACAACAGUAAAAGAUACUAAAAUAAGAGCACUGAAAUAGCUCAAUAAAAGAUGAUCCUAGAAAGAGAUACAUGCUGAAACACUUAAACAAAGUUAAUUAAUGAUAUAUAAUUUAGUUAAAAGCAAGACUGAAAAGCAUGCAUGGCAUGUCCGGGUCCUGCACAGGUGGAUGACAGAGAAUUGUCGUUUUUAACCUGUUUUUAAAUCACAAACUGAAGUUUUAUCUGUUGACGUACCGUGUUUUCAUAUUUCCCUGUAUUUACUCAACAUACUGGCUUUGACACUUUUUUUGAAGAUCAAAUUUGAUUUAGAUUCUUAAGUUUCUUUGUUCAGAUUGCUCCACAAACUUAUUCCUCUCACUGUAACUCUGCGCUCUUUCAGUUUAGUCCUGAAUCUUGGCUUUUUAAAUAUUUCAAAUCCUUUUAAAUUAGAACAACUUUCUCGUUUUUCAAAUCGGCUCUGGAUGUUGACUGGCAAAAAUUUUCCUAUGAGCUUUCUACAUCAUCUGCAACAAACUGAAAUCUACUAACUCAUUGAAUUUCAACAACUACAAUUGAACAAAUAAUGGGUUUAAAGAAUCUCUGUCUUGACUUCUUUUUGGUUUUUUUUCACUUUUAUUCCAUUAAUAUGUGAUUUCCAGGUCAAUUUAUCAUCAAUCUUAACGCCUUAAAAAUAUUAUUUCAUUUACUCUUUUGAUUUCUUGUUUAUUUUGCAGAUACGUCUAUCCUCCUGUGUCCACAUGACGCAUGUCUUCGUCUACGGCACCCUCAAGAGGGGUCAACCCAACAACUACCGCAUGUUUAAGAGCUCCAACGGCAAGGCGGAGCUCCUGGCCUCAGCCUGCACCACAGAGAAAUACCCUCUGAUCAUCGCCACCAAGCACAACAUCCCCUUCUUGCUCAACCUCCCCGGCCAGGGUCACCGGGUCCGCGGGGAGAUCUAUAAAGUGGAUGACAAGAUGCUGGCCUUCCUGGAUGACUUUGAGAGCUGCCCCUCCAUGUACCAGCGGACUGUGGUGAAGCUGGAGGUGGAGGAGUGGUUGGGGGUGGAGGAGAAGGAGAGGCUGGCGGUGGGGAGCAUCACAGAAGCGUUUGUGUACAGCACGACGGCGUACCAGCCUGACUGGCCUUCGCUGUCGAGCUACGCGGACUACGACGCGUAUGGAGAUCACGGGCUUGAGUACGAGACGCGAGAGUCACGAGAACGACGGGACAGUGUGGAGGAAGAAGAUUAGAUCAAAUAUGGUAGAUAGAAAACUUAACACCUGGACUGAUCCUUCUUCGUAUCCUGUGGUCCAGGUCUUAACUUUACAAACACUCCUAAUGGUUCUGAUUGUAGCUUCAGAUUUACUGUACCAUAUUUUUCGCACUAUGAGGCGCACCUGAUUAUCAAUGAAACCGUCUAUUUGUGUCUAUUUUCAUAAGGCACACCGGAUUAUAAAGCGCAUUAAGCCAAACAAAACAGUCAAUAACUCCGCGAGGCUACGGUAUCUGCAGUGCUUCUAAGUGCGCCUUAUAGUACGAAAAAUACGGUAAGUUCAAAUUUUUUAACAGUUUUAUCUUAAUUUAUUAAAAGCUGAUUAACCGUACACCAUGUGACAAUGAAUCCACAGUUUGCAAGAGGCAGUAAUCAUGUGAACGAUAUACUGACUUACCGUAAAAUCCACUCGCUUCGUGAGACCGGCAGCUUUCCGGCAAUAAGCUCUGUGUUUCUGGACAUCAGGGGGCUUUUCUAUCAGAAAAGAUCAGUGUAUUUUCAGAGGCUGUCUAAGGUGACCUAUAAAGGUGCAUUAAUUUCAGAAGUUAUGUGUAAUUUCUGAUGUUAGCAAACUCAGGCUAUGUUCACACUUCAAGUCAAUUCCGAUUUUUUAACCAUGGGUGACACAUAUCUGAUUUUUUCAUGAAAGUGUGAACAGUGCAACUCAGAUUUUUUCUAAUCCGACCCAGGCCUCUUUUGUAUGUGGAUAUAAAUCGGAUAUGUAUCUGAUGUGACUGCAGUGUGGACGCUCAGGUCGCGUUCAUCCGACACAUACGUCAUCAAUGUGUGUCGUCCUGCUUUGUGCGCAUGUCACUUAACGGAUGCAUUCCGUUCACAUUAGACGCUGCAUUCGAUGUUGUAAUGUGAACGACCUCACAAAAAGAUCGGCUUUAACAAAAAAUCGGAAUUGUGCAUCAUAACCUGCAGUGUGAACGUAGCCUAAGUGAACGGCAGGGAUCGGUAUGAAUGAAAUAUUGAAAAUUCCGACUUUAAUCUUAAAAAUCGGACUUUCUUGGAGAAGUGGCAUAAACCAGAACUGUGCAAAAACAUUCUCAGGGUUUGGUAAUGGUGUGAUCUGUUUACAUUUACAAAACAUAAGAAACACGUCAUUUAAUCUCAAGAGGGAAUUUUGAACAAUUUUCUUGAAUCUGUAAUUUUUGGUGUUUGAGUUUUCCUCAAUUGUUAACCUCAUUUUCUCUUUUGUUGUCGUCCUUACCCGUUUCCUUCUUGAUUAAAAGACAGAUUUAAAAAAAACUUGAA